This is a messenger RNA of Argiope bruennichi, 8869 nucleotides long. RefSeq names its product LIM domain-binding protein 2-like. The record is from RefSeq and is a predicted model, not a curated record. The coding region runs from base 374 to 1699 and encodes 441 amino acids. Gene Ontology annotation, molecular function: LIM domain binding. Gene Ontology annotation, cellular component: nucleus; transcription regulator complex. Gene Ontology annotation, biological process: positive regulation of transcription by RNA polymerase II; negative regulation of transcription by RNA polymerase II; nervous system development. The transcript has 13 exons. NCBI's taxonomy places the organism in Eukaryota, Metazoa, Arthropoda, Arachnida, Araneae, Araneidae.
CCUAAACCUAGAAACUUGAGUCGCAGCUGUGGCUGUACAUUGGAAUUUCACUUUCCGUAGAGGCAAGAAACUUUCCAGCAGAUGAAAGAUAAGUAGUUGACAGUUACUUAAGAACAAGCAUUUUAUAGAAAUCCCUCUCAAGACGAAUUUGUCGGACACCUACAACUCAACGACAGUCUCCAUGUUGGUGAUAAAAAAGACCCGUAAGCCCCGCGGUCGGGCCAAGUCGACUUGUGCUAUGAGAGGCCGCGGUUCUCGCGCGUGACUACAGGGAGGCUCCUCGGCCCUGGAGGACGCCGGGUGGAAACCGCCGCACCACCCCUCACCUAACCCACCCCCACACCACCAUCCCCCACCUCCUGCAGUACCCCACAUGCCAAUCAACCAUCAUCUACCCGGUAUUAUGGCCCAUCCAGGGUCAAUGCCAGGACACAUGCCACACAUGCCCGACGGAAGACCACUGGAGCAUGGGAGACAAACCCCUUACUUUGGACAGCCUGAUUAUCGAAUUUAUGAAAUGAACAAGCGGUUACAGCAACGGACAGAUGAUAGUGAUAGUCUUUGGUGGGAUGCUUUUGCUACAGAAUUUUUUGAAGACGAUGCAACUUUAACUCUGACAUUUUGUUUAGAAGAUGGACCAAAAAGAUAUACAAUUGGACGUACUUUAAUUCCUCGUUACUUUCGCAGUAUAUUUGAGGGAGGUGUUUCUGAUCUAUCCUUUAAUCUGAAACAUCCUAAAGAAUCUUUCCAUAAUACCAGCAUUACGUUAGAUUGUGAUCAAUGUACAAUGAUAACAUAUCAUGGGAAGCCUAUGUAUAAUAAAGGACUUGGUGGCCAGUAUCCCAAUGAUCCUAUGAAAGACCAAAUAGUAAAGGAUAAUGCAGUUGUGGUCUGCACAGAAGGGAGAUUAAUUUUAGAAUUUACAUUUGACGACCUUAUGAGGAUCAAAUCUUGGCAUUUUGCCACACGUCAACACCGGGAAUUAGUUUCACGUAGCCUCAUUGCUAUGCAGAUGUCCCUUCAUAUGGAGGCCCAACAGCAAGAUCCUGUUCUUCUAGAGCAGUUAUCCAAAAAUAUCACUAGACAAGGCUUAACUAAUUCUACACUAAAUUAUUUACGAUUAUGUGUAAUCUUAGAGCCAAUGCAAGAGCUUAUGUCAAGGCACAAAGCAUAUGCUUUAAGUCCAAGAGAUUGUCUUAAAACAACACUUUUCCAAAAGUGGCAGCGCAUGGUGGCACCUCCAGAAACUCAGCGUCCUCCUAGCAAAAGACGCAAGCGAAAAUCAUCUGCAGCCAAUAGUGGGGGAGCAAAUCCUGGUGGAAAAAAGAAAAAUAUUUCACCUGGUCCUCCUAAUUUUACCCUUGCAUCUCAGGAUGUGAUGGUUGUCGGGGAGCCUUCCUUAAUGGGUGGUGAAUUUGGUGAUGAGGAUGAAAGACUCAUUACUAGAUUAGAAAAUACACAGUAUGAUGCUUCAGCUGCUGCAGCAGCUGCUAAUGGUUUAGAAGACACGGAAGAUUUUCCUUCAAAUCCUAUAACAUCAGUUCCAAGUACAACAGGUGGACCACCACCUUCAACUUGGUCUGGCCCUCCAUCAGCUGGUGCUCCAUCUUCUGAACGCACCACUGUUUCAGCUCCUUCUUCUAGUUCCCAACCAGCAAGUCAAGAUGAUAAAAAGUCUUCUCCUAAUUUGAGUCAAUAAUUUUUCUUAAACAAACAAAAUAAAGAAAAUCAAAUUAUAUGUGACCAACUUAUUAUAUUGAAAAAUGAGUGUAUGUCUCAGUCAAAAGAGUUCAAUAGUGAUAUUUUGUGAUGAUAUUUGACCAUAGCUAAAAAGUUCCUAUGUUAGUAUCUACAUAAAGCAGUUCUUUUAAAACAAAUGUAAUUUACUUCAUGCUUAUUGAACCUUUUUUCUAAGUCAGAUAUAAAGUUAACAUAUAGAUAAUUUCAUUGAGAAGUUAUAAAAUUACGUUUCAGAAACCGUUAGUUAUAAAUGAGUUCAAAGAAAAAAAAAUGUAAUCAUUUUUUUUUUUUGAGAAUUUGGUUGAAUCCUGGUUUAAUGUGCCCCCCGCGUUUGUCGUCAGUAUGGUAACCCUAACAGGCAAGCAGAAUAGUUCUCCUAGUAACCCUAACAGGCAAGCAGAAUAGUUCUCCUAGUAACCCUAACAAGCAAGCAGAAUAGUUCUCCUAGUAACCCUAAUAUUGAUUUGUUUACAAUAUUUUUCGCUUGUUGAGUUGUACAUCAACUACAACAAUUUUAUAAGAAAUGAAAAUUAAAAGUAAUCGGCAAAUAAAUGUCCAUUAAAGAAUUUAAUUUACUUUUUAUAAUUUAAAGCGUUAUUAUUGUUAUUAAAACAUAUCAAUGUUAUUUUGAAGUGAACUAUGACUAGAUAAUAUUUAACCUUUUGCAAUUCAUAUUGAAUUAAUUUAUUCUAAUUAAAAUUAUUUAUUCAUGAAUUUUAUCAGAACAGAAAAUUAAAACCAUAUGCUCGAGCUUUUUGAAAUCGUUUGUCUUUAUUUCACAAUUUGUCAUUUUAAUAUUAUCUUCUCUAUCUAAUUGAAUUCUCCGUGAUUUGUUGCUCUUUACAUGGAUUUCUCAUGUAAAUUUGAUAAGUCUGUGAUUGUUCAAAAAUUGAUGUAUGGUGAUAGGGAUAAUCACAAAUAUGAGAGAUAUUGCGUUGGAGAAUUCGAUGUCUGCAUUUCGAAAUAUCUAUGGUGCCGGCAGAACAACAUUUGCAUUACUGAAAAGUUCCUCUGCUUUUUUUUAUAUGGAAAUUCUUAAAUCAUUCCCUGUGCAAUUUAAGAAUUAGUUGAACCGAGUCAAUGUAUUUUAAUUCUUAAAAUUUCUUAAGAAAAUAUCCAUCUUCUGGAGACGUAUUUAUUAGGAGCGAAUGCUUUCUUUUUUUCUUUGUGCUGUGUCUGUUAUUCCCAGAAUCAUUAUGCUCAAAGUGCUAGCGAAGAUACUAGAUUCCGCUCAUGCUGCUUGAAAAGCCGUGGGAUUUAUUUUAAGGUAAAAAAUUCCCUAGGUGAUUUAUUCAAAUACCAAUGGUAUCACUUGUUUAAUUUCAUUAUCUAAAGUGCUGAUCGUGCAGCCAGUUUUCAGAAGUUCUUUAUUUUAGAAUUUGAAGGAGAUUCAGCAAUUAUAAUCCAUAAUGGUAUGAAAAGAAGUCUUCUUAGAUAAAAUAAUCGCGAGCAGUAAAGUUCAUAAUUUUAAUAAAUUAGGUGGGUAACUGUAACUGUUUCAACUCAUUGUAUAUCUAGUUAGCCAUCUUGAUUGACGACUUCGCACUAUGGGAAUCCUUGACCUAGUAAGGGGCACACUAAAUUAGGGCUUUAUUGUUAAUUAUAUAUUUUUUAGUAUAAAUUUCGGAAUUUUAAUGAGUAUUAUUAUUUUUUAUCCUCUGAAGUGAAUUUUAGGAUUUUCCUUGUUAAUAUAAAAAUGUUUCAUUUCUUUGACAUAAUGCUGUUCUUUUGAUAUGGGGCAAAUGUAACCUGGUGAAGCUGUCGAGCAGAUUACAUGUUACUUCCAAAAUGAGUUCAAUCAAAAAAAUUAAAACAAAUGAAUACAAUUAAUGAUGAACAUGCAAGUAAAUUUAAAUAUAUGAAUAAAUUGUCGCGAUUCAUUUUUUAUUGAGUACUUUGCCCUAGAUAUGUUAUUUUGCAUGGAGAAUAAUUUAUUAAACAAAUGUCUGGUAUUUGAUCCUGUUCUGUUUUUUGAAUUGUGAAGUUGUGAAAAUGAUUUUUCACACUGAAUUUCAUAAACUUUUGUUAUCAACCGAUGUAGUGCAAUUGAAAAUUUUUAGUGUAAAAGUGUAUUUAAACAUGUACAGAAAGAAUCCACUAGCUUAGUUAAGAUUUGUAUAUAAUAAAAUGUUAUUACCCAUUUAUAAUGAUAAAAGAUUUUAUGGCUCAUGUUUAAAUAAUGUUGGGUUUACUUUUACUCAGAAACAUUAGCUCUAUUACUAAACUCGGCUUUUCUUUUUCAUACUCUCCGUACGAAGUUCUGUAAUGUAUUUAUAAACAUAUACAUGCCAUGUUUCAUCAGAAUUAUUUUUUCAUCCUUUCAAGAUGGCUUAAUAUAUGUGAAUUUGUGGGUUUGUAUACAUAUAUACAUAUGCACAUAUUUCGUGUUUUGUCACAGUGAGUUUCAUCAGCAGUAUGUGCAAAACUACCUAUUCCUGCACUUUUUGAUGAUUUUUAAAUAACAUUUUAUAUAAUAAUUAUUUUGCAUUCCAGCAUUUUUAUGUAUAUGCUAAUAUUCAGCUUCAGAAAUGUUUUAUCCCUACUUUGUUCCCUCAUGGUACUCCUAUUUGCAUAUAUUGCUGCCUUUACUCAUAGUGAAAUUUGUUUAAAUUUUCAUUUAAAAAAAUAGAAUUGCUAGUUAAUUACUUUAUUUAAAACAUUAGAUGAAAUAAGUAGAUUUCGAAAUAUCUGAAAGUGGUUAUGGUAUUAGAAAUCUUCUUUUUCCAUUUUUUUAUAUAUUAUAAUUGAAUAUUGAAUGCAAAUUUGGAACUUAUGUAUCUGCUUAGUUAUGAAGUUGUUACACAAAUGCGCAAAAUGUUUAAUUUUUGCAAUUGUUUCAAGUGUCUGGAACAUUUAAAUAACUUUUUUAAUUAUGUAGCAAUCUCAGAUGUUAUAUGUAUAUAUAUAUAUAUGUGUGUGUGUUUGUCUUAAAAUUUUGUGAACAUACGAAGCAAGUUUUUUUAAAACAUACUGUAUUAGUAAAAUUUAAAACUAUAGUGAUAUAUGUUACUAUUCUUUUACUAAAUAUUUCUAGUAUCACCAUGUAAUAUUAUUGGAAUUUGUACUUGUUUCAAAUACAUUAUUCGAUUCUACAAAAUAUGUAAAGCUGUGGGCAAUUCUUGUUUUCAGCAGAAGUGCUGUACAAUCUGCCUAAAAUUCAAUUUUCUUUCUUUAAUUUUAAUAUUAUAUCCUCUUUAUAAGUGAAUAUUCAACAGUGACUUGUACUCUGUAGAGACUUGCACUACUGAAUAUAUUUUCUUCAAAUUGUGAUCAUAACUAUUGUGAAGCAUAUGGAAGAUUUUGUAUCCAUUAAAUACAGGGUUGCCAUAGCACCGGGAAAAUGCAGGGAAUUUAAAAAUCGUCUAAAAACGAAAAAUUCAGGAGAAUUUGAAAAAUUCCCUAUAAACCGUGAAAGUACUACUAAUUUUAACUUUCUUAGGUUUUUUUUUUUUUUUUUUUUCCUUUCACUCCCAUCUAAAAAAUGUUGAUCUCUGAACAUUGCAAAAAUAAAAAAUAGACCGUAGUCAUGGCUCCAAAAACGAAAAACAGCUUUCAAGGCUAUGUAAUUGUGGAAACUCACUCAUUUUCCUCUUGCUCCAAUUUUUUUCUGUAUAUAUUAGUCUAAUUACAAUUUAAAAGACAGUUGUUUUCUUUCCAUGAAAUUCUUGGAUUGCUGUUAAUACGCGAGAUUGUUAUAACUUCAUGAGAGUGAAUAAAUUUCUCUUGCUGGUAUAGCAACAUUCAUUCUGUGGAAGCAUCGCGGUUGUUGUUAUUUUGUGUUUUGCUUCACCCUAAUCCGAAAUUUUUGCGUGAUUUCCAGUCUGCCCCCCCCCCCCCUAAUAUUUAAAUUUUGCCAUUUGCAUCCUUUCCUUGCUUUUUCCACUCAUUGAAACUGCAGAAUAUUGUUAUUUUAUUAUAAUUAAUACCUGAGUGCUGUUCGCGCAUUUCCUCUUAUAUUGUAUAUACGUACAAGUAAUUUUUUUCCAGGUUUGCAUGGCAACCCUGUAAAUAGUUUUAUUAUUAUUAUUAUUAUUGCUUAAGAAUAAUAUUUCCAUAUAUAAGAAAUUUUUUUUUUCACUGUUGUUAUUUGUCUUCGAUGAAAUCAUUAUAAAAAGUUUAAAUCAUUUAAUUUAUAUGCUUACGAGUUGGCACUUGUAAUGUUUAAAUAAAUUUUAUAUAAUUUUCUUAACUGUUUGGUGCAGUGGAUAUUCUCAUUUGAAAAUAAAGUUUCAGGUGAGAAGAGGCCUUUGUAUGUUAUAACCAAAAUCUGGAUACCUGCAAGAACAAAACUUUUUUUUUUAUCUCAAGCAAUAUAAAGUAUCAUCUAGUCAUAUAAUUAAUGUAAAGAUAACUCAAGCUGUAACCUGUUUAAUCGAUAAAGAAUAAUGUUUGGCUAGGCUGUGCACCAUAAUAAUAUUAUCUACCGCACUUGUUUGUUUCAUAAGUGUUUAAUUCAAUGCUAUGGAAGAUAAGAACUUAUUUUGUAGUCAGCCUAAGUGUUUUAUUAAUCAUAUUUAAAAGAAAAUUAUCAAUUAAUAUUUGGAUGUUAUUUUCGAAACUCGUUUUGUGUAUCAAGGUCAGGUUUUGAAUUUGUAAUUAGAAGGGAUGAAUCAUGAAAAAUGUUUUUGCUACUUGUGUGUAAUUUCGGAAUAAAUAGUACAAGAUGAACUCAGAAUUAUUUUCUUUAUAAUUUUUUUUAAUGAACAGAGAACAUAUUUAUCAAUAUCUUCAGCUGAAAGAAAUGAUUAUUUCAUUUUAAUAUGUGCAAUCAACAUUGUAAAUUAAUGAAAGCAUUUUAGUUUCAUUAAUUAUUCUUGUAAUAAUAUUUUAUAAUUAAUUUUACUUUGUAUAUAUCUAUAUAUCAAAAUAAUGGUGAGACGGAGAUGCAUCAUUAAAAGUUCCUUUAUUAGAUUCCUUACAAUUUAUCCAUUUUAAUGCAGAGAAUCCAUAAGAAAGUGAUGCUUACAGAUUCUGAUUCGAAUUUAUCAACAGGUUUGUGAACAGAUGACUAGAAAAUUGGGAUAUUAAUGAAAACUAAUUCUAAGAACCAGAUAAAUUUACAGUGAUAAUACAGAUAAUAAUUCUUAAUUUAUGACUGGUUCAGAAACACAUUACCAUUGAAGAAUAUUUUUUUUUUCAUCUGAUUCAGAGCUUGAAGUCAUGUUGAUAGAGAAGGUCAGGAAGUCGCUUUGUUAUUGGGCCAGGAUUACAAUUUCUGCUGUUGUAAAAUAUUCAUUAGUAGCUUUAUUUUGAUAGAAUUUUGAAUACUGCUGCAAAAGAUUUUAAUAAGCUUUGUCUGCUCUAAGCUACUUCAGUUUUAAGAAUUGAUACUAGUGUUUUACAAUCUCAUGAAAAGAAAUUAUAUGAAACAAUUUAUCUCAAAAUUACAUUUAAAAUCCAGUUUUCUUGAAUGCAGCAGAUUGUAUUAAAUUUUCUUAUUUGAUUUUUCUUUUCAUUAAGUUUCGAAUUUGAAACUUGCUUGUUUUUUUUUUUUAAUGAUUUCCAUAUUAAUAAUACUAUUCACGCAUUAAUUUAGCUUCGACUAAUUUCAGUGGUGCAUUACCUAUAUUGCAUGGAGAAAAUUUUUAUUCAUUCUACUAAAUAGAUUACUGAUAUCUGUUUAUGUUAAAUUUUAUUGCAAAAACUCAUAAUCCUUAUGCAGUGAAAGGUUUUUCUGUUCUUGACAUUGUUUAUUUCACCUAGUGUUUUUUUUUUUUUUUAAUUGUGAAGAAAACAGCUUUGAAUAAUUAUGUUGUUUUAUAUCAAGUUGUGUUUUUCAAACUGCUGUACUGCAGAUUGGAUUUUAAAAAAAAUCUAUGAUAAGAUGUAAUCUGUGAUUUAAAAAAAAGGUAGUAAUCCUAUCAUAUUAAAAAAUUUAACUAAUUUUCUGUGAAUUAAAGGUUCUUUAUUGCAUUCAUUACUUUGAAAUUUCUGAAAAAUCAGAGCAUUAUGUCAUUAUUUUAUUUUUGGGAAAUUGAAAUUGAAGAUUUUUAUUAAAUUAGAUGGAUAAGCAAUCAAUUAAAGCCUGAGUUUGUGUAUAUUUCACUGUCAAAUUAAAGUGAAGGCUAUCUGAAUCAGCAUAUACUUUUAAUACAUUUAAAUGUUCCAUCCAACUUGUCUCAUUUUUUGUGCAAUUUAUUUUAGUUAAUUUUCUACUCUCUCUUGAAAUAAACGUUUUCAAAAUAUAGAAACCAUUUUCAAGGUAUUUCUUUUCUUUAUAAAAGUAAAUGAGCUUUUCCUUGAUUAUCAAAUAUGGAUGAUCGCAUUCAUUUAUUUUCUACUAUAAGUAUGUAUCAAUUUUCACUUACAGUCAUACAAACUACUAUGAAAUUCUACUUACUUAGCUAAAGCAUAAAUGUCAUGAAACUCUUUUAAAACUGAAGUUCAUAAUAUUUUUUGGAUUGAAAAUAUCUUUACUUUUUAGUAUAACCUUGAUAUCUAUGUUUUCUAUUUUAAAAUCGCUGAAAUAAUAAAAUUUGUAAUCUGAAAUCAUUUUUAAAUUGCUGUAUGCAAAUUCAUUUUUGUUUAUAGCACACACACACAAAAAAAAUGUAUUGAAUUCUGUAAAUUGAAAGAAAUUGAAGAUCAUCUCACAUCAGGUAAGAUUUAUUAUUAUUAUUAUUUUUCGAAGUAGUAAUAAUAAUGACAGGACGGAAUAUUUAUGAAGCUUUUGAAUCUUAAGUGUUCGAGGGAGGGGGGUCGGCUGCUAGGAAAUUUUCUUUAGAGGAAUUGAUAUAUUCAGUAAAAUUUUAAAUACUGAUGUAUUUUUAAUAUAUGGUGAGUGAAGAAUUUGAUUCUACUAACAAAUUAAAAAGACUUAUUUAUUAAUAUAAAAUUCCUUAUGUAUGAUAAUUUUGACUAACAAUUUCUUUUUAUAAGUGUGCCAAAUAAGGUUGUCAUGUUCAUGAAUUGCUGAAAUUUUGCAGCAUUUGGCUAUUUUUUUAAGUUAUUUUAAAUAUUAUGUAGCAAUAACAAAGUUCAGUCAAUAUUUCUUUUGCACGUCAAUUGACUUUCUGAAUUUGUAUAUGAGCAUCAUAUUUAGUUAUCACAUGUGAAAACUGAUCUGUAUGAGUAUUAUUUUAAAAAGAGUUGAUAGUUACAAUAUAUUUGUAAUAAAUUAUAUGAUCUA